Messenger RNA from Gongylonema pulchrum, 777 nucleotides. The record is from the annotation of a GenBank genome assembly. NCBI's taxonomy places the organism in Eukaryota, Metazoa, Nematoda, Chromadorea, Rhabditida, Gongylonematidae.
CUGCUUUUUUAUGUCUCACUAAGUUGGCCAGUAUUUGAAGAAGACCGAAGCUAUGCGCAUGUAGCUGAGGAUCAGCAAGCACGUUAUAUCAUUGAAUUCGAGCGCUGCUCCGAUGUCACUGGAAACUGUUACACUGUUUAUGAUACAAUCGAUGUUUUCACAGGUGAUGUGAAUCGUUUUCUGAUUGCUGAUGGUUAUCAAGAAGGACACGAAACAGCUGUUCGCCUUAUUCCGCCUGCCGGAAUCAAAUCGGAACAAUCGGAUUCGCGAUUUUGGCGCGUGAAUCAUACACAUAUCCAUUCGCAGUAUGUUGCAGUGAUGCUCACAGCCCCGUUCGCUCUCUCAUCAUUAUCGUUGUCCAGUGAUCAGCAGCUGAAUGCGAAAAUUCUCAUUAUCGGUCUUGGUGGUGGCAGCAUGCAUAUGUUUUUGACAAGUCAGUUUCCGAAGAUAACAGUUACUGGGGUGGAAUUAGAUCCAGUGGUAGUUGAGUUGGCAAGGCGAUGGUUUGGGCUGGCAAAAAACUCCAGCAAUGUACGUAUUAUCACAAUGGAUGGUGUGGAAUAUAUCAAAAAAGCAGCCAAGCGAAAGGAACUGUUUAACGUUGUACUGAUUGAUGCUUGUACAAAACGGGGCAUUUUGGCUUGUCCAAGUGAUCCAUUUACUCUACCGAAUUUUUUGAACUCUGUUAUGGAAAUUCUUGAACCUACAGGAGUUGUUGUAGUAAAUAUUUUAUCGCAUGAUGAUUCUUCGAACGAAGUUGAUGAGGGGUUGUUGUAG